Molecule: messenger RNA, 468 nt
Organism: Necator americanus (New World hookworm)
Lineage: Eukaryota; Metazoa; Nematoda; Chromadorea; Rhabditida; Ancylostomatidae
Exons: 2
Coding region: 1-468 (155 amino acids)
Biological process (GO): chromatin remodeling
Cellular component (GO): nucleus
Source: RefSeq, a predicted model, not a curated record
AUGAUAAGAUAUGAUGAUGAUAUGAUAAGAUGGCUCGUAAUGAGCAACGAAAAUUACACCACAUACUGCGGAGACGUUGAUGAGAUGAAAGAGACUCGCUGGAAAUGCUCCAAGACAAGGGAAUUAGGCGAUGGCUACAAGCUCAUCUACCACGGCACAUCAAAUCGCAAUGGCUUUGGUAUCAUAUUGAACGAGUCGCUUAAAAACAGCGUCACAGCGGUGGAUCUACUAUCGGAUCGCCUGGUGGCUGUAAAAAUAGACACAGGAGAAGUGGAAUUGCGAGUCGCCUCUGCUUAUGCGCCACAGGUGGGCUGUAGUGAAGAAGAGAAGGCGUGCUUUUGGGAAGUUCUGGAACAGUACGUCCAAUCCCUGGAAGGCGAAGAAGUAUUUCUAAUCGGAGGAGACUUCAACAGACAUGUCGGUUCUCGGAAAGACGAGUUCAAAAGUUGUCAUGGUGGAUACGGUUAA